AUGUUACACCAGACUGAAUAUGUGCCUCAGCAAUACAAGCUGAAGGAAACGCCGGAAACUGUUAACGAGCGUGUGGAAACCUCCAUCUUCCUGCAAUCGUUUGCGGCGAAAGAACUCACAAGACUCCCCUCCUCUUGGAGCUUUGAAGCUCUUCGAAGUAACGUUUUUCGCACAACCUUCUCGACGCCCGAGCACCCAUUGCCGCCAUUCCCAAGUGCGGUGCGGCCAUGUCCCAAAUUCGACGGCAUAACGCCUUCCGUCACUGGGGGGAAUGAUGGGUGUUCACGUAGUAUUACCCUCGGAAAGGUCAAGGUUGUGGUUGAAUGGUCGGGAGCACCUUUAGUUUCUGUUUUCCUCGAUGGUUCGCCGACGGCUAUCCAUAAAGACUUGCCUUUCCGCUCUUAUGCUACCGAUUCUACAGGAGUUGCUCACUACACAGCCUACAAGAAGGACACCCUUCAUGUCGGCCUUGGUGAGAAAGCUGCUCCCAUGGACUUGGGCGGACGUGGGUUCCUCAUAACUGCCUCGGACACUUUUGGUUAUGACGCAUAUCGUACUGAUCCACUUUACAAACACAUCCCCCUUCUGAUCAACGUUACUUCUGAAGGCUGCAUCGGGAUUUUCUCGACCUCCCAUGCUCGAGGAAGUUGGGCAGUAGGAUCCGAGAUUGAUGGCAUGUGGGGACACUACAAGGUGUACCGACAAGCUCAUGGAGGUCUCGAGGAGUAUCUCAUUGUAGGGAGUACCGUUGCUGAGGUCGUCCGAUCGUAUGCGGAACUCGUCGGGUUUCCACUCUUGGUACCACGGUAUAUGAUGGGCUAUGUCGGUGGCGGUAUGAAAUACAGUAUGGAAGACUCGCCACGGGCUUGCGACAGCAUUUUGAACUUUAUCAAGAACUGCGAAAAACACGACAUGCCGUGUUCGGCUUUCCAAAUGAGCUCGGGCUACACUGUAGCCGAGACUGAGCCCAAGACCAGAAACGUGAUGACAUGGAACCGGCACAGAUUUCCUGAUCCACGAGCUUUCACCAGAGAGUGCCAUCAGCACGGAGUACGUCUUCUAGCCAAUGUCAAGCCUUACGUUUUGGCGAAUCAUCCCAACUACCGGGAAUUGCAGGAAAAUGGGGCAUUUUUCACGGAUCCGGCCACCAAAGCGACCGCAGUCGCCAGACUGUGGAGUGCCGGUGGUGGUGAGAGUGGGGAAGGCAGUCAUAUAGACUUUACAUCGGCUGCUGGAUAUGACUGGUGGUACAAAGGAGUCCAAGAUCUCAAAAACGUAGGGAUCGAUGCCAUGUGGAACGACAACAAUGAGUAUAAUAUGCCGAGCGAUGAUUGGCAAUGCGCACUAGAGAAAGUUGUGGUCCCUGAAGGGUUGAGCCGUCGAGAUAUUGGCCUUUGGGGUCGAGCUAUGAACACAGAACUCAACGGGAAGAGUUCUCAUGAUGCGACAGUCGAAGCUGAACCGGAUGCUCGUCCUUUUGUACUUACUCGGAGUGCUACUGCCGGCACAAUGAAGUACUGUGCCAGUUCAUGGAGCGGUGACAAUGUCACAAGCUGGGAGGGCAUGAAAGGGGCCAAUGCCUUAGCCCUCAACGCCGGGUUCUCUCUUCUUCAGUGUUAUGGUCAUGAUAUUGGCGGGUUUGAAGGCCCUCAGCCAACCCCUGAGCAUCUCGUUCGAUGGAUUCAACUUGGAAUUCAUUCGCCUCGCUUUGUCAUCAAUUGCUACAAGACGAAUCCGGACGACAACCUGAUUGGCGACGUGAUUGAGCCCUGGCAAUACCCAUCGGUAAACCCUAUUAUUCGAACUGCCAUAAAACGACGCUACGAGCUCGUCCCCUACACAUACUCACAAAUGCUCAAGUCUCAUCGUGAGGCUAUUCCACCUCAGCGCUGGACCGGCUGGGGUUAUGAAUCUGACUCCAACGUCUGGUCAAAAGAAAUACUCAAAGGCGACACGCAGUAUUGGUUUGGUGAUGCGCUACUUAUAGCCGGCGUUUAUGAGCCAGGAGUGAGCUCUGCAAAGGUCUACUUGCCUGGGCACGCCACGGACCCUGGGUUCCUGAAUUUGUCAGCUCCACAUCAGUAUCUUCAAUCCGGCAAGUGGCAUGAGAUCUCAUCUACUUGGCAUACUUCGAUCCCGGUGUUAGCUCGUAUAGGGUCUGCCAUUCCCGUAGGCAAAUGCAUACCAACGACUUGUCGGGCGGAGAACGACCCAGAGUUCCCAAAUAUGGCCAAGGAUGACUGGCGUGGGGUUGAGAUAUUCCCUCCUCCGGCUCCCCAUCACCCUGGGCUGCCCAGCAACAUUGAUAGCGCAAAAGGUUCUUCAGGUCCCGGAAACUGGUUCACCAGUGACUGGCUAGAAGAUGACGGCGUGAGCCCUGCGCACAAGGCAGACCUUUUUAUGGUCAACGUCUCAUACCGUGUGUCGGAUAAUGAUAUUGAAGUGAAGGUGAUUUGCAAAAAGGAGGGCGACUUUGAACCGCUUUGGGCCAACGAUGGUCUCACUAUCAUAUUACCUGUUGGCGAUGAAAGAUCAGUCAAGGUUGCAGGCGAAAACCAGACAGCAACUCUGGAGGGGAACCGUGAUGAGAAGGGCAGACGCACAUGGAAGGUCGCAGUAGAGCAUAGUACUUGA
Messenger RNA from Neoarthrinium moseri, 2634 nucleotides. RefSeq lists its product as uncharacterized. The record is from RefSeq and is a predicted model, not a curated record. Gene Ontology annotation, biological process: carbohydrate metabolic process. NCBI's taxonomy places the organism in Eukaryota, Fungi, Ascomycota, Sordariomycetes, Amphisphaeriales, Apiosporaceae. Bases 1 to 2634 code for a protein of 877 amino acids. The transcript is spliced from 2 exons. Gene Ontology annotation, molecular function: carbohydrate binding; hydrolase activity, hydrolyzing O-glycosyl compounds.